This is a messenger RNA of Tripterygium wilfordii, 1111 nucleotides long. RefSeq names its product 3-oxoacyl-[acyl-carrier-protein] reductase FabG-like. The coding region runs from base 7 to 849 and encodes 280 amino acids. Gene Ontology annotation, molecular function: oxidoreductase activity. NCBI's taxonomy places the organism in Eukaryota, Viridiplantae, Streptophyta, Magnoliopsida, Celastrales, Celastraceae. The record is from RefSeq and is a predicted model, not a curated record. The transcript has 3 exons.
GAAAUUAUGGAGAGUCGCGUGUCAGCUCUGUUGGAGCCAUGGGCGGACCUAAGCGACAAGGUCGUGAUGGUAACCGGUGCCUCGUCGGGGCUUGGCCGGGAUUUCUGCCUUGACCUCGCCAGAGCCGGUUGCAAGGUCGUGGCUGCGGCUCGGCGCCGUGAUCGUCUCAUCUCACUCUGCGACGAGAUCAACCAGCUCCACCCGGCUGUUUCAGGGCCUCGCGUAGUGGCCUUUGAGCUCGAUGUUUGUGCCGAUGGAGCCAAGAUCGAUGAGUCUGUACAGAAGGCUUGGGCCGCGUUUGGGAGAAUCGAUGCCCUUGUCAACAACGCUGGGGUUAGAGGCAGUGUGAAGAAUCCAUUGGAAUUGUCAGAGGAAGAAUGGAACCAUGUUAUCAAGACAAAUUUAACAGGCACCUGGUUGGUGUCUAAAUAUGUCUGCAAACGUAUGCGUGAUGCGAAUCAGGGAGGAUCAAUCAUAAACAUUUCCUCCAUUGCUGGUAUUGAUCGGGGGCAGUUACCUGGAGCUGUAGCCUAUGCUGCUUCGAAGGCUGGCCUGAACGCCAUGACAAAGACGAUGGCGCUUGAAUUGGGGGUGUACAAGAUCAGAGUGAACUCGAUAUCUCCUGGACUAUUCAAAUCGGAGAUCACACAGGGUCUUAUGCAGAGAGAAUGGCUAACCACUGUUGCCAUGAAAACGGUUCCAUUGAGGACUUAUGGUACUGUGGAUCCAGCAUUGACAACGCUUGUUCGCUACCUGAUCCACGACUCUUCAGAAUAUGUCACCGGAAACAUCUUUAUUGUCGAUGCAGGAGCCACUCUUCCUGGGGUUCCCAUUUUUUCUUCUCUGUGAAGAUCUUUGUCUCUAAUGGUUUAGCUCGGAACUCCCAUGCAGACGACAGAAUUUCAGUUGGCUUUAGUUUUAAUUGUGUUGGGAGGAGAAGCUAACCUCAUGGUACUGUAAUUCUUUGGGUUUCAUACGAAAACUCAUGAUGUAUUUGCUCAUAAGAAUGUUAUAUCCAAAAACGUUAGCGACACUAUAUAAGUUUUUUUUCCUUUGACAUUCGAUAUGGAUCUAUUUGUUCCCAAUGAGAAUUAAACUCUAGACCUCCCUA